Cucurbita pepo subsp. pepo (vegetable marrow) is the source of this 1286-nucleotide messenger RNA. RefSeq names its product thaumatin-like protein 1. NCBI's taxonomy places the organism in Eukaryota, Viridiplantae, Streptophyta, Magnoliopsida, Cucurbitales, Cucurbitaceae. The record is from RefSeq and is a predicted model, not a curated record.
UCUUUCCCCAUCCAUUUUUCUUCCCAAUAUCGCUAUAUUUAUACUCAUUUCCAUGCCCAUAAGCAAGAACUCUACCCUCCAUACACAAAAACAGAGCUUCCAUAGCUUAAAACAACUCCCAAUCCAAAAACCCACUUCUAUUUUCAUCCUAAAAUCCCACAUUUCUGAGAAUUAAAGGCUAAAUCAGAAGAACAUUAGUGAAAUUUUUGAGAAGUGAUUCCAUUUUUCAUGGAUUUGUUUGGAAAUCACUCUGUUUCUUGUUCCAUUUUCUUCUUCUUUCUUCUACAAAUUUCCAUUGGGGCUUUUGGAGCUAAAUUUACGUUUGUGAAUAAGUGCGAUUUCACUGUCUGGCCGGGAAUUCUCUCCGGCGCCGGCAGCUUGAAAUUCGACACCACCGGUUUCGAGCUUCGUAAAGGAGGUACCAGGACUUUUCAAGCGCCGGCCGCCUGGUCCGGUCGGUUCUGGGGUCGAACUGGCUGCAGCUUCGAUGGCGCCGGCCGCGGUGCCUGUAUUACAGGUGAUUGUGGGUCCGGCGAAAUUGAGUGCAACGGCAACGGAGCUGCCCCGCCGGCCACACUGGUGGAGUUCACUCUCGGGUCAGGCUCUGCCAUGUCGCCGGACUUCUACGACACUAGUCUUGUCGAUGGCUACAAUUUGCCGAUAAUUGUCGAGGGGACCGGCGGGACCGGCGCGUGUGGGUCGACUGGGUGCGUGACGGAUUUAAACAGACAGUGUCCAGCGGAGCUUAAGGUGGCGAACGGCGGCGCGUGUAGUAGCGCGUGUGAAAAAUUUGGGACGCCGGAGUACUGCUGCAGCGGCGCGUAUGGUUCACCGGCGACCUGUAAGCCAACGAAAUACUCUACAAUUUUUAAAUCGGCGUGUCCUCGGUCAUAUAGUUACGCCUACGACGACGCCACCAGCACCUUCACUUGCUCCGGCGCCGACUAUACUGUCACAUUUUGCCCUUCUUCCCCAAGCCUGAAAUCGUCGACAGAUUCGCCGCCGAAGACGGCGGGAGCAGGGGCGGCUACUGGCGGAACGGUGGUGGGACAGAUGGUGCCGCUGCCAGAAAAUUCAUGGCUGGCGGAUAUGGCGAUUGGUGACUCAACAAGAACUCACCCACAUUUUGGUUUUCUUCUUUUUGUGUUGAUUUUUGGAAGCUCUUUCUUUUUUUCAUAUUCAAAUUUAUUUUCUUCUUAGCAUUAAAAAUUUAAAUUCCCAUAAUGAAAGAUGUUGAUUUGGGUAAACAAAUUGGAUUCAAAUUUCAUAUUACCGAACUUAAAUUA